GCUGUAGAGCAUAGUCGAACACAGAAUCUGGUUCAUGGCUGCCAACUUUCGAAUGGUGCUGUAGGGCUGUUUCAUUUUAUAUAUGUGGUAUUGCACUAUGAUACCGUAGAAUCAUGCACAUGUUUCGUUACUUUCGUUGACUUUCGUUUCGUUCGUUUGACCGAUCCGUUCGCUUUGUGUGCUGUUUUGUGAAAACGUUUUGUGAAAGGCACGAUGUACAUUUGCAAGCAUUGCAACAAACAAAUUCUUUUGUUUGACGAUAUUUCAUCCCAUGAUUGCUUUUUGGGGAAGAAUGUGUUUAUGGAGGAAGAUAAUAAUAUUUUAUUUUGUCAAGAGGAUGAACAAAUGUCUUGUCUACAAAGCAUGGAAAACGAUAAUGAAGAUACAACGCAACUUUCGAAUUCAACAAGUAUCCUAUCAACAAGUAAAGAACAAAUGUCUUGUCUACAAAGCAUGGAAAACGAUAAUGAAGAUGCAACGCAACUUUCGAAUACAACAAGUAUCCUAUCAACAAGUAAAGAACAUGCCAUUUGGGAUAGAAAAGCAACAUUGGCGGCUAUAAGCCUCUAUGAGGCAAAUAUAGAACUGAUGGAUCACCCGAAAAAAAAAGGAAAAAUAUGGGAGGCAAUAAGAAUUGGACUGUUGGAAUUUGGAAUAAAGAUGACGAACGAUCAAAUACGAUGGAAAAUCAAUGCGUUAAUAAAAAAAUACAAAGAAGUGGUGGAUAAUAAUUCAUUAUCGGGAAGGGCUCCUAUGGAUUUCGAGUGGUAUGAGCAGAUGGAUGAAAUUCUCGGAUCGCGACAGCGUGCCAUUGCUGGACAAACUGUAUCAUCAAAAUUAACAUCAAAAACAUCAAAAACAUCAAAUCCUUGUACGUCAAUUUCUCAAAAGAAAUCUUCGUGUGGGUCUUCUCCGGUUGCGACCAGUUCAUCGAUAGUAACCUUACCCAAGAGUACCUCAUCGAAGAGUACCGGCAGUACCGUAGACUCAAGUGUUACUGACGUGAAAAAGCGUAAGCGUCCGUGUCAUGGAACGGGUUCUAAAACUGCAGCAACCAAGGUCGAACUCGAAAAACAGUGGCUGCAUCAUUUACAAAAAAAAGAAGAGCGUGAUCAUAUCAAAGAUCAAAGAUAUGCAACUCUUACCGAGACUAAAAAAGAUGCCUUAAAGUUAAAAAAAAAAGACAGCUUGAUUUGAAAGAGGCUGAACUGGAACAGCGAAAAGAGAUUGCAACGAAGAAGACAAAAGAAAAGAAAAACCGUCACUCAGAACUCAUGGAAAUCGAAACAUUAAAAUGUAAAUUACUAAAAAAAUUGGUAGAAGACAAAGAGAAUCAGAAUCUUCGUGAAACAUGCGAUUCCGACUAAAGUCCGAUUCUGAUUAGAGCAGCGUUAAGUCUUAACUUAAGUGUUAUUUUUUUUUAGUGCGUUACAAUACAAAUAAUAUAUUAUUAUAAGCCAAAGAUUAGAGGGUAUUUUCU
Messenger RNA from Temnothorax curvispinosus, 1480 nucleotides. RefSeq lists its product as uncharacterized. Bases 214 to 1197 code for a protein of 327 amino acids. The record is from RefSeq and is a predicted model, not a curated record. Lineage: Eukaryota; Metazoa; Arthropoda; Insecta; Hymenoptera; Formicidae. The transcript has 6 exons.